This is a messenger RNA of Insectozyma verbasci, 4544 nucleotides long. Lineage: Eukaryota; Fungi; Ascomycota; Pichiomycetes; Serinales; Debaryomycetaceae. The record is from the annotation of a GenBank genome assembly.
AUGGUGAUAUAUUCAAAGAUAUUACUUCAAAAGAAUUAAUAUGGAAUAAAAAACCAAGUCCGCAUUUUCAAAUUAAAUUAGAAUCAAUUGAGCUACAACAAAACCCCAGGGUUGCAAUUAUAUUAGAUGUUGAAUUUACUUCAACUUAUCCAUUGUCGCCACCAAAAAUUAAACUAAUCAAUCCGGAGAAUUUACUCAAAAGUCAGGUUAAUUUGUUGUAUGAUAAAGCUGCUUCAUUAAUAAAAGAAUAUCCAGAAGAAGAAGUUUCAUUUAUAAUUAUAUCUGAAUUGAAAUUAUUACUUGAUGAAAUACAGUCAACACUGAAGAAAGUACUAUCACUAGAAGAAGAGAGGGAAUUACGACUUAAAAAUGAACGAAAAGCAUUGGAGGAGAAAGAACAAAAGAAACAAAUUGAAUUGGAAUUAAUUAAACGAAAACAAGAUAAAGAAUUAGAUGAACAAAUACAAUUACUAAAGAACGAUUAUGAAACGGAAGAGAGUUCUGAUGAUGAAAAUUUAUCUGUGAGUAUUCCAGGUUCUACAGAUGAUUGUUUUAUAUUUGAAAAUACAAUGCAAGGUUCAAUACCAUUUACUAGAUCUAAAUUCAAAUUUAAAGCUGUUUCGGGGUUUACUAAAUAUUCUAAAAAGAAUAUAUUUACUUCUAUAAGUCAACAAUUUAUAGUCAAACCAUUUGUGAAUAAUGAAGUACAGGAUAAAAUUGAUCGACAACUAGUUGAAUUGACUUAUUUACUUACUAUAAUUGAAUUGGAUAAUAAAUAUUGGCAAAGUGAUGCUGGGAAGAAAGAAAUACAAGAUUUGGAAAAGGAAUUGGAGAUAAUAGUGAACUUACAAGACGAUCACAUUAAUAAAUUAGUCGGUUUUCAAAUAGAUAAACAAAAUAAUUGGUGUAUUCGAAUACUUACAGAAUACUCAAAUGAUACGUUAAAUAGUAUAUUACCUAAAAAUGAUAUUAAUUGGGGUAUUGCUCGAAAUUGGUUAAUUCAACUACUACCAACACUUGAAAAUCUACAUAAUACUGGUGUUAUACAUAAAUUAAUAUGUCCAUUAACUGUUAGUGUGGUAGAGAAUGAUUUAAAAUUAUCACAUCCAUCAUAUGGUCUACGACUAUUACAAAUGAUUAAAUCAUAUCCAAAUAAACAUCAAGAGACCAUUCAAAUUAAUUCAAAAGAUACAAUACCUGAAAAAUGGCAAGCACCAGAGUUAAAAUCAGGGAUAAAUCAACAAAAGACAGAUAUUUGGGAUUUAGGGGUGCUAUUUUUACGAAUCAUGCUUGGUUCUAAUACAACUGAAACAACUUUUCCAACACCACAAGAUUUUUUAAAUAAAUUUCAAGUUAAUGAGUAUCCUAAUGAAGAAUAUGCAUCAUUAAUUUAUGAUUUAUUAUCUAAAAUGUUACAUUCCAAAGUUUAUAAACGACCAACAGUAUUAGAAUUGAAUUCUACAAGGUAUAUGAGAGAAGGUCCUGGUUAUGAACCAAUUACCCAUACCAUGCGACGAAAAUCAAAUAAUCAUGAAACUCCAAAUUUGUAUUCUCCAAAUGCUAACGUUGCUAGAUAUGAACGUGAUUUUGAAGAGAUUGGGAAAUUAGGUAAAGGUGGAUUUGGAGAAGUUGUAAAAGCAAGAAAUAAAAUAGAUGGGACAUUUUAUGCAAUAAAAAAGAUUAGACACAAAUCUGAGAAGUUGGAUAGUUUAUUAAGUGAAGUUUUAUCAUUGGCAAGAUUAAAUCAUCAAUAUAUUGUAAGAUAUUAUGGUACUUGGGUCGAAGAAAUAAAUGAAACUGCAAUUGAAUCAGGAUCAGAUAUAGAAUCAGAGGACCUGUUUUCCAGUAACUAUAAUAGAAUAGGUAGAUCUUCUUCAUUUUUACCAAGUCAUGACAAUUCAUUUCAAGUUGAUUAUAUUUCAACAUUUGAUAAAUUAGAAUUUGACUCUAGUUCAGAUGAAGAGUCUGAUCAAUUUGAAUUUGCAAAUUCAGGAACACAACAGACUAAUGAAGUGUCAACUAAUGAAAUAUCAACUAAUUCUUCUACAUCAAAACCCAAAACAAAUACUAAAUCUAUACUUUAUAUUCAAAUGGAAUUUUGUGAAAAUAAUACAUUGUUAAAUUUAAUUGAACAAGGAUUACCUAAUAAUUCGAAUGAAUAUUGGAGAUUAUUUCGUCAAUUAUUAGAAGCUGUUUCAUAUAUUCAUCGAGAGGGAUUCAUUCAUCGUGAUUUAAAACCAAUGAAUAUUUUUAUAGAUAGGUCUAAUAAUAUAAAAGUUGGUGAUUUUGGAUUAGCUAAGAAUUCACAGUUUUCAAAUUAUCUACUGAGAAAUAAUCAAGUUGCAAAUGAAGAAUUGAGUACUAUUGUCGGAACUGUAUUUUAUACUGCUAAUGAAGUAUCAACUGGUAAAUAUGAUGAGAAAGUAGAUAUGUAUUCAUUGGGGAUUAUAUUUUUUGAAAUGUGUUAUUCAUUAUCAACUGGAAUGGAAAGGGCAAAAAUAUUGAAUAAUUUAAGAUUGAAAGAAAUUGAAUUUCCGACAAACUUUAAAAACAACACUGAAAAGAAGGUUAUCAAAUUGUUGUUAAAUCAUGAUCCUACUCAACGUCCUUCAGCUAAUGAAAUAUUACAAAGUGGUUGGUUACCUGUCGAACAUCAAGAUCAAGUAAUAAAAGAAGCUUUGAAAUCUUUAGCUGAUCCUGCAUCUCCAUGGCAACAACAAGUUCGUGAUACUUUAUUCAAUCAGCCUUAUUCAUUAGCUAAAGAUUUAAUGUUUGAUAAUAAAGAUAAACAAUCAGAUUUUGAUUAUUUAUUAUUUGAUAAAAUUACUCAUGAAAUAUUCCGCAUUUUUAAAACUCAUGGUGCUAUUGAGAAUUUAAAUAUUAAUCCAUUAUUACCUAAAGCUCCACUACAAUCAAGGGAACUAGUUUAUGAAAUUUUAGAUAAAAAUGGACUGGUGUUGACAUUACCUUAUGAUUUAGUUUUACCUACUGCUAGAUAUUUAUCAAGAAGUUUAGAAACUGUGCCUUCAAAAUUUUUCAGACAUGAAUUUGUUUAUCGUCCAAAUGUUAGGGGGAUAGGUAUGCCAGAUAGAUAUUCAGCCAUUAAUUUUGAUAUUGUAUCACAGACUAAAACAAAUUCUACAUUUCAAGAUGCUGAAUGUAUUAAAGUUAUGGAUGAAAUUAUUGAAUUACUUCCCUGUUUUAGUUUUAAGAAUAUUAUUUUAGUUAUAAAUCAUUAUGAUAUUCUAAAUGCUGUUGUUUCAUUUGCAUUUGAUAAUGUGGGAAUUGAUGAGAAAUUAAAAUUUGAUGUAUUUGGGGUGCUAUCACAGUUGGGAAUUGAUAAGAAUAGUGAAGAGAUAAAGAGGUAUUUAAGAGAAGAAUUUCAGGUACCAUAUACUGUUAUUAAAGAAUUGAUUGAAAACUUUAAUUUUACUUGUGAGCUAGAUAAAGCAAGACAUAAAUUACAGAAAUUAAUGAUUGAUUCUACACAUUUCGUAAAGGUCGAUAAAGCAUUAUGUUAUUUAACCAAUGUGGUAAAUUACCUAAAGAAGUCAAACAAUAAAUCAACAAUUGCAUUUAACCCAUUAAGCAAUUAUAAUAAUAAAUAUUAUAUAAAUGGUAUCAUGUUUCAAUCAAUAUUUAAAUCAGAUAAAUUGAAAAUGUGUAAGAGAAUAUUAACUGGUGGAAGAUAUGAUUCAAUAUUACAAGGUUAUCGUGCAGUUGGUUUCACCCUAUCAACAACUAUAGUCUUCAUCCUAAUGAAACAUUUAAUGAAUAGAAAAUCACAAAAUUUAUCAAAAUGGAGAGGAUCAAGAUGUGAUGUAAUUGUAGCAAGUACUCAACAAAAUUAUUUAGAUCAAGGAGGUUAUGAAAUUUUGGCAAGUUUAUGGCAAAAUAAAAUAAGUGGUGAUAUUUUACCAAUUGCAACUACACAAGAUGAAAUAAUGCAUAAAGCGUAUUUAGAUGGUGCUAGUUGGUUAAUUUUAAUUAAACAAUUACCUGCGAAACGUAAAAAAUCAUCAAGUUUUAAACCAUUAAGGAUUAAAAAUAUAUUUAAUGGAGUAGAGUAUGAUUCUGAUUAUGAUAGUUUUAUUUAUACGUUGCAAAAAUUAUUUUCUGGAGCUGUUGAAGAAGAACCAAUUGAAUCUACAAAUGAAUUAUUACCAUUGUAUUCCUUAGAUAUUGAUCAAAAAAUAAUCGUUGUUAAUAAUGAUGCUCCGAGAGGUCGUAAGAAUAAACGAGAUAAAUGGGAAUAUGAAAAUGAUGCAAAAUUAGCAGGUUCAAAUUUUUUAAAACAAUUGUCGGUAGGUCCAGUGUUAGCUAUUGAUGCAAGAGAUGAGUUCCUUGAUGUCAUUAGUAAAACAUCAAUUCAGCAACAAGAUGAAUGGUUAAGAAAAGUGCUAUUUACUACUAAUAACUUUCCAAAAAGUUUUGCUUUAAAUAUUUAUAAUGCAUUGAUUAAAGAAGCAUCCAAAGGCAAUCGAUUUUGUUUAUUAGUUUCACCUCGUACUCAUUAUACUACAAUUGUUGAUUUAAAUAGAUAA